AUGCUGGAGAAAAUUCACUCUGCACACCUCGGCAUAGUAAAGUGUAAAGAUCGCGCCAGGGAGAUUUUCUUUUGGCUUGGAAUGUCUAAAGAUAUUGAAAACUAUGUAAGCGAGUGUGAUAUCUGUGCGAAACAACAAAACGCGAAUCCAAAGGAGCCAAUGAUCGUGCAUGACCUGCCCUCAAGACCCUGGUCAAAACUUGGAAUGGACCUGUUUGAAUUCAAAGGCUAUCAUUACCUUCUCACCGUUGAUUACUUCGCAAAAUGGCCAGAAGUGCAAAAGCGGGAAUCGAUUACGACGAAAUCCGUCAUUGUACAUAUAAAAAGUAUGAUCGCGAAGUACGGGAUACCAGACGAAGUAAUGAGCGACAACGGACCCCAGUUUGGAAGCGCAGAAUUCCGUGAAUUUGCACGCGAGUAUGGUUUUGAACACACAACAACUAGUCCAUAUCAUGCGCAAUCCAAUGGACAAGUGGAGCGAAUGGUUCAGACAGGGAAAAGACUGUUGUUUAAAGCGAAGGGCCCUUACUUGGCCUUGCUGGAGUAUAGAAAUACCAGGAUUGAUGGUGUUGAAAUGUCGCCAGCUCAGAUGUUCUUAGGACGUCGCUUGAAAACUCCAUUACCUGCGACAGCACCCUUGUUGACGACCAAUGCAAAUACUCAAAUCUAUGUGAGUCUCAAAUUGCGCCAAGCGAGGCAACAGGAGAACUUUAACAAACAUGCCAUGCAAAAGCCCCUCAAACCACUAGACCCAGGAGACCAUGUCAUGGUCAAACACCCCGCAAAAGGAACUUGGGAGGCUGGUAUUGUCGAGCGUCAACAUACUACUCCGCGCUCAUACGUUGUGGAAAGCAACAGACGAAAGUAUCGUCGAAAUAGGAGGUACUUGAAGCAAACACGUGCGCGUACUGAAGUCGAUCAAACAUAUGACAGUAGGACUAUGAACUAUGAACCAGUCUACGACUACCCAAGACGCGACCUUGAACGCGCUCCAGACCCAGUUCAUCAGGAAGUCAUAGUCCGUAACGACACACGAGAGGUCGUUACGACGCCUCCAAUUUCUGGACAAAAGAUUGAUCCUUCACAACCAUUACCAAAAGUCACACGUAGUGGACGUGCCAUUAAUAUCCCAGCACGAUACCGUGACUGA
Molecule: messenger RNA, 1149 nt
Organism: Mizuhopecten yessoensis (Yesso scallop)
Lineage: Eukaryota; Metazoa; Mollusca; Bivalvia; Pectinida; Pectinidae
Exons: 1
Coding region: 1-1149 (382 amino acids)
Biological process (GO): DNA integration
Molecular function (GO): nucleic acid binding
Source: RefSeq, a predicted model, not a curated record